CUUGAACUUUUCAGUCUGGGGUGUGCGGGAGCGCAGAGGCUGAGGACCGCAGCCCCGAGAAGGGCUUGGCGCGGACUCCCGGGGCGGGAGGGGAUGGUUUUCCAUCCUUUGCCCUGCGUGACGGAGGCGAGUGGGGAUGAGGCGGGACCCCAACUCUCAGACUUAAAGAUGUCGCAGGUUCGCGAGUUGACUGCCACAGCGUCUCUUGAGAUUGGAAAGGUGGAUUUGAGGGCUGUGAUGGUGACCGCGUUUGGUCAAAGAUUGUAUAGCCUCACCCUUUUAGUGUAAAUAUACCGUGGAAGAAAAAAGUAAAGAAAGAUGUAGGGUGUUGUGGAGACGUUGCCACGUGUCGGGAGCCGCUGGAGGCGAGUAAAAGUGAAAGAUGUUGGGACCCUGUAAGGCGGCGAAGGCGUUGGUGCCCGCCGCCAGCCCUUCUAACUGUGCAGCAGCUCUGUGCCCGGGCUGGGCUGGGAUUUCGCUGCUUUAUUCCGGCCUUUGGCGGACUCUACUGGUCUCUGGAGUUGGAUGGGCCAAAGUCUUGACAGAGGAUUGAGAAAGUGAUUGGCUUUUGUGUUAUCCGCCGUUUUGUUUCUUUAUGAAUUGGAGUCAUUUAGGGGUAGUCAUAAUUUGCCUUGUAUUUUUUUCGUAGAGGUCCGAGGAUAUCGCCGUGUUUUCAGCCCUUUUUGUGAACUGUCUUUGGUUGGAUAAAUUGAUGGCAAAUGUUUUUCAUGUCUUUUUAAAAAUGGCCUUUAAGCCGGGGAUUUAGCUGAGUGGCAUAAGUGUCUGCCUGGCAAGGUAGUGAGUUUGAUGCCCGGUAAACACCCCCCCCCCAAAAAAAAAGUCUUUAAAAAAAUCGGAUGACUUAUUUUCUUCCGUUGUCAAAAGUUUGGAUUUCUCUCGUAAAAUUUGAGUUUGUUUUAAGUAAACCCAUUUUGAUGGGCUUUUGGAUUUAAAGAUUGUAACGCAUUUUAUGUGAUCUAGUCAUGUUGAGCUCUAAGAUAAUGUUUUAAAAGCAAUAAUCUUGUACCUUAUGGAAACAGGUGAAAAUGAACUGGUUUAUGAUGUGCUUGACAUUAACCAUACAUGAUGCUGAGUGCUUAACUGUCAUUUAGUUUUACAGAGAUCAGUGGAGGUAGACAAUAUUCCUGUUUUUCAGGUUUAAAAUAUUGAGGAACAGAAAGGUUAAAUGCCUGCCUAAUGUAAAAUAGCAAACACUGCAAUUUGAAUUUGGAUUCAAGCAUUUCUCACUAAAGCGCAGCAUCUUGCACUUUACAAGAAAGAAUUGCUAUAUCUGCAGUGUACAGAUCCUAUUUAUGCGGUGCACAUUGCAAACAUAUUGUGACUGAAAAUUUUUUGCAUAUGUGGUUUAAAAACUAGUGGUUCUGUAGUGUAGAUAUGGUGAACACUAAAAUAGUAGUUGGCCUAUACAGUGGGGCCACUUGCUGUCUCUGCCAGGCAUUGUUUUAAACAUUUGUUUGUUUUGUCUUAAUAACCCUAUGAGGUUUACAUUGUUUUUAUCUCUAUUGUACAGACUCUUAAAAAUGGAAACAAAAUUAUUAAGUUGUCUAAAGUGACAUAGUAAAUGCAGGAGGUGAGAUCCAAACCCAGAUAUUCUGAUUACAAAACUAAAGGCUUACUGCUGUUUGAUCCGGCCUCUUACGAAACUAGACAUGUACAAUAGUUGCCUUGAGAAUAUUAAAGUAUAAGUGUUCUCGUGGGGAAGGCAGUGUCCCAUCUAAAUAGGGUGAUUGUUGACAUGGUACCUUUGCUUUUUGGAGGUAGAACUUGAAUUAAAUCUUGAAGUUAAAUAGAUUCUCCUAGAUGGAGAGAGUGCUCAGGAUAUGACAGGAGCCAGAAUCUCAGAAUACAAGAUCAGUGUUGAUUUGUAAAUGUGUCAUAAAGAUAAAACUGUUAGAAGCACAAUGGCAGGCUUAAUGCACACUGCUCCUGUGUUUAUCUGUGACUGAGUAUUGGCAGCACUGUAAUUAAUCCAAAUCAGGAAUUGUCUGCCUAUAAAUUUAUGGUGGUCAUAGCCACACUUUGUCUGCAACAUGACAGAUAGUAAAUAUUUUGGGUUAUGAGUAAAGAGCCAAGUGGUAAGAGGUGACCUAUGAGGGAUGGGCAGAGUCCUUAAGGACUUUGCAAGCCAUGGUAGGAGUCUGGAGUUUAUUGUGUAAUUGUUAUCGAAGGGCUCCCCAGUGAUUUUAAAAAUAGAGCAAAGAAGAUCAAAGAUCAUUGCAACACUGCCUAGUUAUGAGACUUAGGUGAAUUACGUAAGUAUUCUUUGCCUCAGUUUUCUUAUAAGGAAAAUGGAGAUAACAGAAACUACUUCACAAAGCUGUCAGUAAAUUAGUGAGAUAGAAUAUCUAAUCAAGAAAAAAAUAGAAUCCAAAUUAAGUUAGAGGUAAUGAUUUUUAAACUGAUUUUGUUAGCAAAUCUGUAAUAGUGAUGAAAUUACUGUCCUUCCAGGUAAAAGUAAUUUGUCAAAACAAUUCAAGAAAAAGAAUAAUUUGAAUAGAACAGUAAACAUGGAAUAACUUAGAAAAUGUUAUAAAAUCUGUGCCCGUAUGGUUUUUUUUUUUUUCUAACAUUCGUUCAAACCUUUAAGACACAGAAAUUCUGGCAUGAUGUAAACUUUUUCAGAAAGAAACUUUUGUAAAAAGAGAUGGAAGACUUCCCAAUUAAUUUUCCAGAGCAGUCUUGAUACCAAGAGUUUAUAAAAACACACCAAUAUUCGCUCAUUCAUUGAUUGUGAGAAAUGUACCAGUAUAAGAUCGUAGAGAUGCAACCAGUUUCUAAAUAAAAUACCCACCAAUUGAAAGCCUUUGCUAUCUAACUGGCUGGAUAUCUCACCCUAAGAAUGUCAAGAAAGGUAUUAGUAUGUUACAACAGUAAGUCAAAAGAGAAAAGUAAUUUAAUCGUCUGAUCCAAAAAGCCAUUUGGGACAGCGAUUGAGCUAGCGGUGUAAGCACCUGCUUGGCAAGGGCAAGUCCGAGAGUUCAAUCCCCAGUACAGAAAAAAAAGUCAUUGGAUACUAUCUAUUGUUUGUUCUGGUUUCAACCUGUGUGCAUAAUCAGCAGAAUACUUAGUGUGUUGUGGACUAACUCCAGCAGCCCUCUUUAGCUUGGCAUAGCUAGGGGAAAACUUUCAAAUACUUUUGAAAGUACUUUCAAUACAACAACACUUUUGUUUCUAAUUUAUUGAUCCAAUAUUUGUACUUCUAGGAAUCUUUUCCAUAAAACAUCUUGCAGCAGUGCAAGCUUGUUUUUCAGCGUUCUUUAAAAGAGCAAAACUUUAGAGUAACUUGAAUAUUCAUAAUUUAAAUAAAUCAUGAGAGUAUUUACAAGGUAGAGUACUAAAUAUUUGUUAAAGUGACUAUAGUGUAUUUAAAGGUGGUGGUUUGGAAAAACUUCUCCUGCAUGCUUUGCCUAGUUUCGACCUUUAUAUGAAUUGAAUUGUCUGCUGUUCUCUUAUUUGCAUGGACUUCUUUAACUCAAGGUUGUGCUUGUGAGGUUAAUUCUUGCUGGGGGCAACAGUAGUUGGCUUAUUCUCAUUGCGGUUAGUCUUCACUUAUGUGAGUACAUCACAGUCUGCUUGUUGCUUAUGUUAGAGUCAGAAUAAAAACAUAGUUUUAAAAAGUACAAUUUGGUGGAAAUUAAAACUCAAAUUGAAAGUGUUUUGUAACUUGAAAUUUUUAUACAUUGGUCUGGGAAGCAGGAAAGAGAUGAAACUUGAAUCUCUUAGUUGUGCCUCUCAUUGCUGCUGUGGGUCAGGAUGGAUAAAGUGAAUGUAACUAAGGUAUCCCUCCAGUACCCGUGACAGAGCUGUUAAAAUCAGAUCUGAAGUAACAGAUAGAAUAUGGUGGUGUUGUAGUCCGUGUCUUGUUCUCGUUUGCUCCAUAGUUAUGUGACUCUGAGGCACAUCUGAACCUUUAGAAUUCUCAAAUUUCAGGCUUAUAUUUCACAUCAAUUUAUCUAGAUUUAACCAAAAGUCUAACUAGUAAGGCAAUUGAAAUGAAGUGGGGAGCUACACUCAGUGUGUUUGCACCCCAGGUGCAGAGGCAAUGUCUCCCAGGUUUUCUGUUUCAUGCUUCGAGAGGGCCCAGUCUAGCACAGACCACUGGUGUAACUUUUGGAGGCACUGCUUGAGUGAAAAGCACUUUUUUGAGUUCCUUUAUAGAAGUGGUUAGCAAUCACGUUUCUUGAUCAGUUGUUUCCAGCAUAUAUAUAUAUAUAUAUAUAUAUAUAUAUAUAUACUCAGUAGAUUUUAAGUUAUAAAGCGUUCAGUUCACAGUUUGGGAUUGUAUUUAACUUUGAUUUUUAAUUCUAGUCAUUAGCAGUGUGGCCUUUCAGUUUUUAAAGUCAUGAUCUAGUGCUGCAAAAUGUAACUCCAUGGUAGAGCUCUUGUAGCACUUGCAAAACUCUUGAUUUGAUUCCAAGUAUGGGAAAAAAAUUUAAAAAGGAUUCCAAAUUGCCCAUGGAGGAGCUGAGAUUGUAGCUCAGUGGUAUACAGGUUGCUUGAUUGACCAACUAAGGACAUGUUUGGGUGUGAUCCCUGGUACCCAGCCCCUCAAGAAAUAAACUGCUAAUGAAAAGAUUAUUUUGUCACUCUCUAAACUCCAAUUUGACUUGAGAUGUCUUUCUGAAAUAUCCAUAUUAAGGUUACUUAGGUAGUAAGUAUAUUAAGUAACUUUUUUAUGUAUUGCUUUUCAGGAGUAGAAGGUUUGCCACUCUUAGGUGACUAAGCAGUUUCACAAAUAAUUAGGCUCAACUCAGAGGAAGUACACAAUGUGUACCAGCGCCAGUGAGGCAAGGUCACAAAGCCCCAGUCAUGGAGAGGAUGAAUAUGUUGAUAUUGCCGAACAGAGCACUAUUCUUUAUCCCUCUCCAGAGGACAACACAUAUAUGAAUCCUCAGGAACAGUUUCAAUAUGACAGAGCCCAAACAGAUGAGAGGCUAAGACCAUUUCUGGAUAUCAUUGGCCAUUGUCAGAUUAUAUAUGAUGCUGUUCAACAACUGGAUAAGAAAUUCGAUAUUAUUGACAGAAAGUUGUCAAAAAUUGAACGCUCACGAACGAAAUACUCUUGGUCCUAUCGUAGGCCACUGGGACAUUCAAGAAAGCAUCCCAGUUCCCAAGUUUCUAACAAAGCCAAAUCCGAGGAAAUGGAGAUGUCAGGGCAUUGCAGUUCAUUUUCGCACUCUGAAAGUUACAGCCCAAUUUCACCAGUUCGCAGACCACAAAAUACUGGUGAUAGAAACAACGUGAUCUCAUCUUUUCAUUACGAAGUAUUACCAGGAGAGAUGGAAACUCUACAGGAACGCGAGCAAUAUACUGGUUCGCCAGCUCAAUCCAUCUUCAGUGGCGGUACUCACCAUGACCGUAUGACAAGUGAUGAUAUACCUGCGCCUCAAUUGCUCUGCAGCCCCAGGUUUCCUGAUAAUGCCACCUUCUCUGUUGCAGUUUCCCCAAUAGCACCUGCAGCUCCUCUCACCCAGAGAGAGCCCAGCCUGACACAUACGUUCGCCAUGGGUAGCCCAGAGAGAGAGCCUACUAGAUCAUCCUUCCGAAACACAUCUAGUUUUGCUACAAGUUCUCCAAUUGAAACUAAUGCUGCUGUUAGAAGACUAACCUUGCCUGAUGACCCUGUUAACUGGUCUGUGGAAGAUGUGAUCCUGUUUCUGAACCAUACAGAUCCUAAAAUAUCAGACCCUCUUAAUCGCCUCCUGAGGAAACAUGAAAUUGAUGGGAAAGCCCUGCUGCUGCUCGACAGUGAGGUGGUCAUGAAGCAUAUGGGUUUGAAGCUGGGGCCAUCCCUGAAACUAUGCCACUACAUUGAGAAGCUUAAAGACGAAAAAUCCUAAGUGUUUUCAGAAAUUUAAAUUUUUACCAAUUCAUGCUGCUGUUCUUAGUUGUUGUUUUGUAGAAAUGGUUCCUCUUAAAAUGUCAUAUCCAGAAUUGGAAAACUAUGUUGUCAUCAAGCCUACUUCUUUAAAAGCCAUUUAACAUGUUAGUAUUCACAUUCAAAUUCGAAGUUCAUCUCUUACGUCUUUUUGUUAUUUUCAUUAUAUAGUUUAUAGAUAUAUUUUAUGCAAGAGAUAUAUUUCAUACAGCAUACAAAGCCAAACCACUUUGAUUUGGAAGAGGAAAUACCAGGCAUUGACAACUUUUAUCAUUUAGUUCAUGAGAAUUUUACCUCAGCAGAGAAUUUAAAGUUAAAUCUGUAGCCAUCGUGUCUUUCUCAAGUAAUAUGAUACUGUCGUGUGCUUUUCAUGUUUGCACUGUUUCACGUUUAUAUUUUAUUUGAACACAAGUAUACACACAAAUAAGUCUUUACUUUUUGAUUUUAAAAUGGCUCUUUGGGCUGUUACAGAGGUAAUGAGGAACCUUUUAUUAUUAAGAUGGUUUUUUCUCUAACUAUAUAUGUAUACAGCAUUUGCCAACACUGGUGCCUCUCAACUUACUCUUCAGGGAGUCAGAAACAAUCUCUAGAGUGGUUUCAUUGCAGGGAAGCUCUCUAUCCUGUGCAGUGUGUCUAAUUUGCCUAGUUCUGAGCCAUUUGCCCUUCUAAACUUUGGAAGAUAUAUUAGUUCUAAUUGAUUGUUUUAAGCUAUGUUUCAUAAUUUAUUUUUUAAGAGAAAUAUAUUAUUCUGUUAUUAUUUAUUAUUACAUUGUCAAGCUUUGAAAACUUGUUAAUAGUGUAAGCCAUUUGUCAUAAAUAAUAAUAAAAUGUUUGCCAGGUGCUAGAAAACCAAAUAUUCUUUAUAUACAAACGUAACUAUUCACUAGAUACAUGUGAUUUAAAGGAUGUCUUAAUUUAUGUUAUUCAUUAUGUAAGAUGAGAUUCUAAUCUAAACUUUAUUUUCUUUCAAAUUGUUUGAAGAUGCUGUACUAUUUAUCAGGUCUUUGGAAAAUAUUAUUUCAUUCUUUUCAUUUUUGAAAUAUAAUAAAAUUAAAUAACUUGAACAGUGAA
Molecule: messenger RNA, 6970 nt
Organism: Cavia porcellus (domestic guinea pig)
Lineage: Eukaryota; Metazoa; Chordata; Mammalia; Rodentia; Caviidae
Gene: Scml1
Product: Scm polycomb group protein like 1
Exons: 7
Coding region: 4788-5861 (357 amino acids)
Biological process (GO): negative regulation of DNA-templated transcription
Cellular component (GO): nucleus
Molecular function (GO): histone binding; chromatin binding
Source: RefSeq, a predicted model, not a curated record